Messenger RNA from Salvia hispanica, 1264 nucleotides. RefSeq names its product DHHC-type zinc finger family protein. NCBI's taxonomy places the organism in Eukaryota, Viridiplantae, Streptophyta, Magnoliopsida, Lamiales, Lamiaceae. Gene Ontology annotation, molecular function: palmitoyltransferase activity. The record is from RefSeq and is a predicted model, not a curated record.
UGAAUUUUCUAAAUCGACCAAAUAUUUCCUGAAUCUACUGUUUGCCCCAAAUUUGAAGAUACGAAGUUGUGAUGAUUACUGAAAAAGUUUCCCCAAAAUGAAGCUGAAAAGAUUUGUUUCAAUCCCAGUUUUAUCAGUAAUUACUCUAGUUGGAUUCGUUUACUACAUGACCGUGUUUGUGUUCAUUGAAGAUUGGAUUGGAUUGGAGAGCUCAGCUGGAUUUCUCAACUCUUUGAUCUUCACUGCUUUGGCUUCUCUGUGUGUAUUUUCGUUUCUAGUGUGUGUUCUAGCGGAUCCCGGCGGCGUUCCAUCUGGAUUUCUCCCUGAUGUUGAAGAGAGCUACGCCUCAGAUCAGGAAAUCAAGAGAAAUGGUGUGGUUCCGAAGAAAUGUGAUAAGUGUUCGGCAUACAAGCCUCCUAGAGCUCAUCAUUGCCGUGUCUGCAGAAGGUGUGUUCUGAGGAUGGAUCACCACUGUACCUGGAUUAAUAACUGUGUGGGACAGAGAAAUUAUAAGCCGUUUCUUCUUUUAGUCUUCUACGCAACUGCUGCAACCACAUACUCUGCGGCUAUCAUAAUUAGCUGCAUAAUCAAGGACUGGGAUACUGGUGCCAGUUCCACUUCAAAGACCUUUCGAAUUGGUAUUGGAUCGUGGAUUACUGCUUUAAGUUUGACACUUGGAAGUCUCUUAAUCUGGAAUAUAUAUCUUGCUUCUCAUAACAUGACAACUAUAGAGUACCAUGAGGGAAAACGAGCUGCUUGGUUGGCGAGGAAAUCUGGACUGAGCUACCACCAUCCUUACGAUGUUGGCUUUUACAAAAACACAACCCUGGUUUUGGGUUCUAAUAUGCUAAAAUGGCUUUGGCCAACGGCAACCAGUCAUAUCAAAGAUGGACUUAGCUUCCCUACCACACGUGAAAGCUCGUAACCCGCAUUGAUCUUGUAACAUCUCCUGAAAACAGCCAAUUUCCCUCGACUCGGUUAUCUGCAGUAUGUGUUGGAUCACAGUGGCAUCUGCAUCUCCUCUGGGUAAAAUACCAUGUUUAUGCUGACUGGGAAAAUGCAUUCAGACCUCUCUAAAUGCUUGAUAUCAUAUAUGCUCGAAACUGGUAAGUACUAUUAUUUUGAAAACCAUAGACUGUGCUCUCGCAGAUCCUAACAAUCUCCGCUUAAACUUCAUUCAAAACAUUGCUGGAGUAUAUACAAAUUCCUUCUGUACAGAUUGUAUAGUAUUUGUCCUCAAUUAAUCAACUUUGUUGGCAACAAA